Messenger RNA from Branchiostoma belcheri (Belcher's lancelet), 8812 nucleotides. RefSeq lists its product as uncharacterized. NCBI's taxonomy places the organism in Eukaryota, Metazoa, Chordata, Leptocardii, Amphioxiformes, Branchiostomatidae. The record is from RefSeq and is a predicted model, not a curated record.
UAAAAGUUUGCAGCAGGCCCUUUCAGAAGGUGUAGCCUGGAGUGCGGUAUCUUGCCCGAGGGUGAUGCACAUCGUUAGCAUGCCGAUGUGCGCUGUCCGUAUUGUCAGGAUGCAAAUGAAGUGGUUGUUCCACCUGUGAACUCCGAAGCAAGAAGGUGGCCUUUCAACUGUGUUACCGCACGCCUCAAGCACCCGGUGGACGAAAGGGGGGACGAUUCUUCAUGUCAACAAGUUCUUCUAGCAUCGCGGGGCAACUCUUCGUACGCUUCUGUUCUCAAAUGGGCCUCAAAAUCAAUUGAAAGCAAUUAAGCACGAUGUGGGACACAGAUGAGCAGCUCGUCAUUGAGCAACAGAGAGUUGGGAAUGGGGUGCAGUCCACAGUGCAGGGCUGGAUGAACGGUGGUCUGACAAACGGAACAGAGAAGUACACCAAGGAUGGCAAGAGGAUCGUGGCAGAGGAGGAAUGGUUUUAUGAUGAUGGAAAAUGGGUGCACAUCUGGAUAUAUGAAGACCAGGUCUUUGAAGUGGAAGAUGCCAAAUCCAGGCUGGAGUUUGAAGCAGCUUCCAAGGAAUUGAAGAAGACAACUAAAGUUAUAGAGGAGACAGUGGUUAAGGAAAAGGAAGUUGAGGAAGAGAUUAAGGGUCCUGGCAUGCGGAUCAUCAUCAAAGGACCAUUCCGACUGCAGCGAGCACCUCCCAAGCCUGGCAUCAAAUGGAAGAAGAAAGUAGAAGAGGUACUGGGCCUGGAGCCCAGGGUGUGGGAGGCAGUGGUAGCAGGAGCGUUAAAGCAUGGGACAGAGAGUGAUUUGGGGCCUUGUAGCUCGGCAGUGCUUGAACCAGAGGUGGUAGAUGUAGAUGCUUUAGUAGUUGAAAGUGACUCAGAGUCUGCAAUCCCAGUGGUGUUGGAACAGGUGCAAGCUGGUAGUGGUGAUGAUGUAGAUGAGGCAAUGGUGUCAGCAGGACCAGUGGAGGAUUCUGUGAUGCCAUUGCCAGAGGGGAAAGUCAAGGUGCCAACAUGGCUAGAGAGCGUUUGGAGCAGUGGGUAUGGGCAGCUUGCAGAGGUCAAAAAGGAACUGAAAACAAUAGAGGUCCUGGAAGAGUCAGACUCAGGCAUUGAGAGCACACCUACGCAUGAGGUCAGGAAACUCAAACAGAUCCAAUAUGGCAUCGGUCGCGAGGAAAAGCAACUGGGCAACACAAAGAUUGCCGCAGCACAAUUUGAGAAGGCCAUCCCGGUUUCCCAAACGACGGAAGAGAAGUUCGUCAGACCGUCAGUACAGCAAGUCCAGACAGAAGACGCAGUAUACAACCAGGGCACAGAGGAGACGCUGAAGCUAGCAUUAGAAAGUACCCGCACAAGUGUGGACUCCUCUACUGCCAACUUUACCCGGCCACAGUACAGCAAUGUCGUCCAACAGCUCUUUCAACCUAAGAAGACGACUACAGAGAGCCAAGAUCCCAGCUAUAACAGGGGAGUCGCGGGAACUGUCUCCACACAAGAGGAGAAGAUCACAGGAGACAUAGAGAGCUUCGAGUUUCAGAAGGUGAAUUAUGAGUACAUAGACGUGACGAAAAACAGGGCACAAGAAUCCAUAACAAGAAGUCUAGACCCCAAUUACAACAACGGAGUGGAGGAGGAGAUCAAAAUAGCGCUGGGUGAACUGCAAGGAGUCAUCCCAGGUCUUGUGUACACAAAACCCUGCUACGAAGUGCUCAAACAGGACCAGAGCAAGGCAUUUGUUAGUCAAGUGCGCAGCGAAUCUCCUGUGUUCAUAGAAGCUGGCGAGGGGCAGACAAAGAUACGUGCAGUCGGUAACGUCUCCGAAAUACCCCCGAUCAAAUGGCACCAAGCAGCGGUGGGAAAACCUGGCCCAGCGCUGUCAACGGCGAAGACAUCCGUGGUCAAAACCGAGAGGGCGUAUCACAAGGGGAAACAAGAGGAGACAUUUGUUGAGGCGGAAGAAGUGAAAGACAACAUUAAGAAGUUGUCGUACUCGAAAGCAGCUGUGGAAGAAACAAAGAAGCUACCUUCAGUCAAGCCGGAGGUGUUCCAAGCAGAGAUAAUUAGUGCGAAAUACCUGGAAGCCAAAGAGGCAAAAACGGAAUUGAAGCUGGGAGAGGUUAAAGAUAACAUUGAAAAGUUCACUUACUCAAAAGCUACCAUCAAACAAACAGAAAAGCUGAGAUCGAUUAAGCCGGAGGUGUUUCAACAGACCAGUCAGGAGCCACAAUUCAUACAAGCCAAGGAGACGAAACGAGAGUUGAAACUGAAGGCCACACUUGAGGAAAUACCAGCCUUUAAGUAUCAAAAUUCACCCAUAACAAAAGUCCCGAAGGUGCCAUUCCAUAUGGUGGUGAAGAGUUCUGUGGAUGUUUGUGUACCUUUAUACCGUGCAGAAGAAGGAAACGUCACAGUUGAACCUGAAGAAGUUGACGGUGAGCUGGAGCCUUUAGACUUCAAGAAGACCACAUUUGAACCGCUUAAACAAGUGGUCUGGAAGCACAACACAGAUCAGGUGUCGUCCGUCGAUGCGAAAUACCUCAGUGGCGAAGAGAAGGAAAUCACUCUGGAAAAAGAAGAACUUGGUGCAGCAAUUGAGCCAUACAAGAUCGAAUCCUGCACCUACUCUACAGUUUCCCAGGAGAUGCACACGCCCAACUCAGAGGAAGUUGAGACGGCAGCUCCCAGUUACCACCAGGCCACGGAAGAAGAGGUCGUGGUGACUGCAGAGCAGACUAGGAAGGGCGAACCACCUAUUCCAUGGGACAAGACGGCAAUAGAGAACAUAGAAGUGGUGCUGUCGUCUGCCACCUCAGAUAUAGCAGAAUCAAACGAAUCAGCGUAUCUCGAAGCAGAAGAGGCCGAAGAGCACGUCACUUCCGAGGAAGCAGGAACCUUUGAAGGUGUCGCCAUGCAAACGCCAACUUACGAAGUGAUAGAGAAUCUUGGAGGCAAGGUUGAGAACGUGACACUCCAGAAGACAGAAGCUCCACAGUACAACCAAGCAGUUGAGAACACACUGGAAAAGCUGGAAUUGGAGAGAGUUCAUAGAACUCAGCCCCCAAUCAUCGAACGGGCGGAAGUCGACAUUAUAGAGGUAGACAAAGCUGCUCACGUAUACGUCAAUCAGCCAGAGGUUAUACAGGUCCCUGUGCCUAUACAUACUGCCGUAGAGGGGGAUCUGCCGAAAUGGGAGGUUUGUGAAGAUGUUGAGUUCGAAGAAUUGAAGCUCUUGAAAGCGACGCCAAAGAUUGCCCUGGGACAGGUAUCCAAGGCAAAGGGAAGUCAGCCAGACGUACAGUUUGCAGACGAACCAUCCCCCGUCAUAACGGAUGAGGUGUACCAAGUAAAGAGACCCAUCUCUCCAACUCCAAGAGGAAACUUCAAAGUCAAUGAAAAGUUACUAGAGCUGGUGCUGGGAGAGACAGAGGAAAUUCCACAGAUAGAGAUGAAUUCAUUAGAGGAGAGCCUAGUCCCAGAAGCCGAGGAAGCUAAGGCCGACAGCACCGAGUUACAGACCCUGUACAUGGACAUCAAGUUCGCAGACGAAAAUCAGUAUGAUCUUCAACUCGACGAAGUCGUGGAUCUAGAGGAGUCAUACACCAUGGACACGGCUGACAUCAGUCUGGCUGACAUGGACGCUUUCGGAAAGGUAGAGGUGGCGGUUCUCCAAAUGAAGAAAAUAGAUCUCCCCAUGCUUGAAUUCCACGAAGAGCUGGAGCAGAUCACAGUGGCAGACGUUAAUCUUUCUCCUAUCGUGAUUUCUCCAAAGCCAAAACAGUUACGUGCUGAGUACCACGUAGAGGAGGCAGAAGAUUACCCUGACUAUGCACUGUCCCUACAAGCGGUCCCACGGUCUCUGCUGAAAGAAGCGCAUGAAGAUAGCAUCCAGGUGACCCCGGAAGGCGUGCUUGAAGUGCCAGAAUUAAGUUACAGUGAUUCCAAGGAAGUGGCAGUGCCUGAGAUGGAAACUCAAGUCGCAGAAAAAACAGUUGUUGACACGUUCAAGGCACCUAAAAUUCACCACGGGCAAGAGUACGUGGAGACUGUUCGGCCCGAGGAGUCAGAGCCACUUGCCGAGGUGACAAACACCUCCGCAACGUCUGGGGAGGUGGAUAUAUUGGAAAUGUGGAAGGCACUUGUCCAAGAAUCUAAGGUAGAGCUACAUACCUUACAGGCACAGGAGACUAACAUCAACAUGAUAGGGUUGGAAGUGAUCUCUGAUAUCACUCCACUGUCACCGGAUAUUGCAAAGGAAUUUGAUGUACCUGUUGAGUCUUUCAUUCAUGUUGAGGAGGCUCCUAAAACAGAAACGUCAGUCGACGUUCCCCUACCAGAGCUGAAGCACUCCCAAGAGGCUAUUCUUUUACUAAAAGAACAUGAAAUCGUCAACGUACCCCGCAAGAAGGAGACUGAAGGAAAGGCCACGGUUCUCGCUGUGCCGACGCAACGCCUAGAAAACGUUCAGUCGUCAAAGCCUGAGAUUAUGCAAGCUCAGAACUUUGCAGAGGAGCAUAUCAUCGACACAAGACAGGAGUACAUCUACAUCAUUCCACCUUCUGGUAACGAGGACGCGCAAGUCACAACGCUUCCAAGAAUUGACAUGGACAAAGCUCAUGCACAGUCGUCCAGAAUGGAGCAGUUUCCCGAAGAGCACACCAUCGACCUGCAAGAGGAGGUCGUCCUUACAAUUGAUCCCUCCUCUCGGACCGACAUUGCAAGCUCCUCCAUGCUACCGCAGGAUCAAAUGGACCGUGCAAACGCGCAACGCUACAGGAUUCAUCAACUAGCCACUGAACAGGUGAUUGACAUGAAAGAACAAAGGGUAAUCGUGAUAGAACCUCCCGAGCAUACGACAGCGGACACGUCCUCUCUCCCACACCUAGAGAUGGACCGUGCCCGGGCAGAGCGGUACAGGAUCCAACAGUUAGCACAAGAAGGGGUGGAUAAUUUGGAGGAACAGGAGGUUGACACAAUUCAGCCCCACACAUCGGAUGCAGCCAGGAGAUCCACGCUUCCACACGUGGAUAUGGAUAAGGCUCGUGCAGAACGAUAUAGAACGCAUCAGAUGGCUCAAGAGGCGUCGGUCGAUUUUAAAGAGCUCCAACUUGACACAAUACAGCCGCAUUCGUCGGACGCGGCCAGGGAGUCCACGCUUCCAAACAUGGAAAUGGACCGUGCUCGUGCGGAGCGCUACAGAAUCCAACAGAUGGCCCAAGAGGGGUCGGUUGAUUUGAAGGAGCGAAGCGUUACUUGGAUAGAUCACCACACAUCGGAUGCGGCGAGACGUUCCACACUUCCACACGUGGAGAUGGAUCAAGCUCACACAGAACGCUACAGGAUCCAGCAACUGGCCAGUGAACACGUCAUUGACAUCAAAGAGCAAAGGGUAAUCGUGAUAGAACCACCUGAGCCUACGACAGCUGGCACGUCCUCUCUCCCACACUUAGAAAUGGACCGUGCCCUGGCAGAGCGCUACAGGAUCCAACAGUUAGCACAAGAAGGUGUGGAGGAUUUGGAGGAGCAGAGGGUUGACACAAUACAUCCCCACACAUCGGAUGCGGCAAGGAGAUCCACGCUUCCACACGUGGAGAUGGACCAGGCCCGGGCAGAACGCUACAGGAUCCAGCAGUUAGCCCAAGAAGGAAGUGUCGAUAUCAAAGAGCAACAGGUCACCUGGAUAGAUCCACACACAUCAGAUGAAGCCAGAAGAUCCACACUACCACACUUGGAACUGGAUCAAGCUAGGGCAGAACGCUACAGGAUCCAGCAGUUAGCCCAAGAGGGAAGUGUUGAUGUAAAAGAGCAUUCACUCGGCACAAUACAACCCCACACAUCGGAUGCAGCCAGAAGGUCCACACUUCCACACUUGGAAAUGGAUCACGCCCGAGCAGAGCAUUACAGGAUUCACCAGUUAGCCCAAGAGGGAAGUUACGAUAAGGAACAUUCACUCGGUACAAUACAACCCCACACAUCGGAUGCAGCCAGGAGGUCCACACUUCCGCACUUGGAAAUGGAUCAAGCUAGAACAGAACGCUACAGGAUCCAGCAGUUAGCCCAAGAGGGAAGUUAUGAUAUCAAAGAGCAACAUGUCAACUGGAUAGAUCCCCACACAUCGGAUGCAGCCAGAAGGUCCACACUUCCACAUGUGGAGAUGGAUCAAGCUAGGGCAGAACGCUACAGGAUCCAGCAGUUAGCCCAAGAAGGAAGUUACGAUAUCAAAGAACAUUCACUCGGCACAAUACAGCCCCACACAUCGGAUGCAGCCAGGAGAUCCACACUUCCACAUGUGGAGAUGGACCAGGCUCAGGCUGAACACUACAGGAUCCAGCAGUUAGCUCGGGAAGGAAGUUAUGAUAUCAGAGAACAUUCAGUCGGCACAAUACAGCCCCACACAUCAGAUGCAGCCAGGAGGUCCACACUUCCAUACUUAGAGCUGGAUAGAGCCCGUGCUGAGCGAUACAGAAUUCACCAAUUAGGGCGUGAAGAAGUACUCCAUACUAGGGAGGCAUAUGUCGAUAGUAUUCCAUCAACAUCUCACCAUCAUCAUGGGAGGGUCAUCAUGGUCGAUGCAUAUCCCGUGCACAUGAUGAGACCAAAACCAACCGUGUGGACCGAGAUUCCCGCGCCAAGGGUCCGGAACCCACCACGGGAGACUGUCGUCAAUUCUUCCGCGAGGAACGUCAUCGGGGUUAUUCCACCUCUGGCCACGGACGCCGCCAGGCAAGGUUCUAUACCUGCUGAGGUUUUGGAGAAGGUACAGGAGCAACUCGUGGAGAGUCACCAAGCGCCCGCUGACGAGGGAAGCAUCCAUGAAAGGGUGGAAAUAACAUCGGUCAUCCCUCCUCUCCCGGCGGAUAUUGCUCACAAAGCGGAGACGCCAGCAGAGGUCUUCCGCAGGGUACACUCGCACCAUGUUCACAGUCAUCACGCGUACACAGGCCAGGAGACGAACCUGGCUGAGGUAGUGGAGGCACAAGAGCCGCUUCCUCCCUUGGAGACCCGCACGUCUAUGUGGCGACUUGUCCCGGGGCACGAAACAGCGAGGGCCAGUUCGACAAGCAAGGAGUCUCACUACAUGCCGGAGACGGAGGUUGCCAACGGGCUCAUCCCCGCUGUCGAGCGAAGGGUGCCCGCCCAACACGUUGUCACCUCCGAUGAGUUCCACAGGGCAGACGCCUCCACGCUACACAGCAGCUGGGUUCCGGCGGAGAUCCAGGUUGUGGGAGAGCUGGACACCCUGAUGCAGCAGGGCAUCAUCCGGUUCAACCCUCUCAGUCAGCUAGUCGAAAACGGUGUCGAUGUACCCGACUUGCAUGAUUACGACGAAAUGUUCAAGGUCAAACAGCAUAGUGGGAUAAGGAGAUCGUCUUCGUUACAACAUCCAGUCAACACCAGGCCUCUUCGGCAGAUAGAAAGCUUCAAGGUUGGCCAUAUCCCUCUAGUUGGCUAUCCGACCAAGCAGUGGCCUUCAGCGCAACAGCUUGCUUCGGGAGCGGUGGAAGACAGAGGUGAUGACGACUUCGACUACGAGAAGAUAAUCAGGAUGACAACAGGUGGCAAACACGAAGUCAGUGAAGACCAGCUGCCCAAAUCAGGAUGGUCUACCGUUGAGGUGAAAGGGCAGGACAACGUGGCCGAAAUACAGCAAAGAUCCAUGGAAAGCAUCUACAGCCGCCAAGAUUCCGUUUUCAUAGAUCACAGAAAGCCACAACCUAAGAGCGACAAACCACCUUUUGCCUUCGACUUCAGUCGUCUGAUUCACUGGACGGUUGGUCAGCAGAAUGAGAUAGAGAAGCUGCCGACACAUCCCGGCGCUAACCCACCUCAUCUCGUCCCCGUCAACUUUGACAAGACCACCACAUGGGUUGUUGGGAGCGGAGGAACAGCACCGGAGAAAACAUACGUCAGCGUUGCUGUCCCAGUCAGGGUCAGGAACACCUACUUUGUCGAGGGGCCCGAGGACAGGUCUGACAUUGUCAAGUCACCAGAGGCCACCGUUCUCCACGACCUGCAGGACUGGAAGACUUUGACACGACAGGGAGGAAGGACGGUCUUCUCAGCGAUGAGCGACGAGCAGCAGUACUCCUCUGCUCCGCCAUUCCAAGAUUAUCAUCAGCCCUAUAACGGUGCGUACGGAGACAGCCGUCAGUACAAAAGGCAAGUGUCAGCCGACAGCAGUGCGUCUGGACGUGUCAAACGAAGGGCACCGCAGCCACCCGUUCAGAGGGCAACCAGCCCUGUACAACCUGCGUACGUGUCACCACCACAGUCACCUGUCCAGAGGACAACCAGUCCUUUGUUUCUAACACUACUUACUCCUUUCUCGCUGCUAUCUGCACCAGCUUCUGCGCAUGCUAGGCACGUUCAAUCAGUGCAAAGUGGCUACGCCUCCCCGCCAGAACUUUCCCCUUCCCGUGAGUCUAGAUCCCCGUCCAUACCCCGUCCUCCCAAAGGACCCGCUCCCCAGCCCCCAGCUGCAGCGCCGCUUACCCCGCCUCCAGGUACUGCAGGCACCACGGUACCCAAGGCGCCGAUGGUCAAUGGGAGGCACUCUCCAUCGGAACUAGUCAAUGGGGAUGGGGAUGACUAUAUAGACCUACGACGUGACAGCGAGGUCAGCUCUGUAUCAUCCUAUGGGAGUCAGAAAGCACUGAAGGGACACAAGUCUUCAAAGGGAUAUUUCCCCAUCUUCAGAAGAUCCAGUAGUAAGGAAAGUUUUGGGAAGCGUCCGAGUAUCACUGAUGACAGGUCACCAACUGAACCCAAGAGGAGGUGGCCAAAGAUACAGAUAUAAAAAGAUGAUGUAAA